Messenger RNA from Erigeron canadensis, 744 nucleotides. Its product is annotated as protein RALF-like 33. The transcript has a single exon. NCBI's taxonomy places the organism in Eukaryota, Viridiplantae, Streptophyta, Magnoliopsida, Asterales, Asteraceae. Bases 172 to 576 code for a protein of 134 amino acids. The record is from RefSeq and is a predicted model, not a curated record.
UUGUCAAAACUCUUCUCAUCUCUCAUUUCAUUUCCCCCACACAAACACACAUUGAUCUAGAGAGAGAGAAAAAAAAAACCAAACCAAAACCAAAAACACAAAAAAUAUAAAAAGAAAAAAACUUUCAAAGAAAAAAAAAACACACACAAAACUUUUUCUUAAUAUAGGAAAAUGUCAAAAUCCAGUAAUAUCCUCGUGAUUUGCGCUGUAAUCCUGGUCACCCACAUGCUCACACUCUCAUUUCCAACCGUUGAUUCCGCCGCCGCUUCCCAUCUCACCUGGAUCCCGACAACCACCGUCGCCACCACCUCCGGCUGCCGUGGAUCUAUGGCUGAAUGUCUAGCUGAAGGUGGAGAUCUAAACAUUGAAGACGACGAUGAAGAUGAAUUCUCAUUAGAUAGUGAAAUCAACAGGCGCAUUUUAGCAACAAACCGACGUUAUAUCAGUUAUGGUGCGCUUAGUAAAAAUAAUGUUCCUUGUUCACGGCGUGGUGCUUCUUAUUACAACUGCCGACGUGGCGGUCAAGCUAAUCCUUAUUCUCGUGGUUGUAGUGCUAUCACUCGUUGCCGCCGUUAAAACUACGUCGUCUGGUUUCUUUGUUUGUUUUUAUUAUGAUAUGAUAUAUUAUAUCUAUAUAUCUUUCUAUUUUGAUUUUGAUGUUUAUGCUUAUUAUUUUAUUUUAUUUGUUAAAAAAACAAUACUCCUCUUACAAUUUUAUUAUGUGAACUGAUCCUUCUAUGGUUA